Molecule: messenger RNA, 2986 nt
Organism: Elgaria multicarinata webbii
Lineage: Eukaryota; Metazoa; Chordata; Lepidosauria; Squamata; Anguidae
Gene: GYS2
Product: glycogen synthase 2
Exons: 16
Coding region: 431-2545 (704 amino acids)
Biological process (GO): glycogen biosynthetic process
Cellular component (GO): cytoplasm
Molecular function (GO): alpha-1,4-glucan glucosyltransferase (UDP-glucose donor) activity
Source: RefSeq, a predicted model, not a curated record
AGCUGUUUCACUUAUUCCCGAGGCAGGGGGCUUUCAAAGGCUGUGAGUGACAAGUCGGAGGGAGAUUUUCGACUGAUCCCAGGCCUGUUUUCUCCGCUUGGGAUUCCCCACCUCCCCCAGCCAGCAGUAAGAACAGCAGCCUCUUCGAGUCAGCUUGUGGGAUUUGGCUGAGCCAAUUUGAAGGCUGGGUUUUUAAAACCUCUUUGCUGUCGAGUUAUUCAGGCAAAUUUUGCUUCUUCUUGAAAUUUCUCGGUUUGGGGGGCGAGCCGGCCUCUGUUUUUCUCUUCAUCUUCCUAGUGCAAAUAAGGAGAUCAACCAGCCAGCAGCAAGAAAAAUAAACUUUUAACAACAGCAGCAGCAGCAACAAAAACCUGUAUAAAGGUUUGUGGGACUGCGUUGUGCAGCACAAGGGGAAACUCCAGAAUCUCCAAUGCCUCUGGUACGAUCUCUCUCGGUCACCUCCCUCAAUGGGCUUCCUCAGUGGGAAGAUGAAGACCUUCCUGUCGAGGAUUUAUUACUGUUUGAAGUGUCUUGGGAAGUCACUAAUAAAGUUGGCGGCAUCUAUACGGUGAUUCAGACCAAAGCCAAAAUCACCUUGGACGAAUGGGGGGAAAACUACUUUCUCAUUGGUCCUUAUUUCGAGCACAACGUGAAGACCCAGGUGGAAGUGUGUGACCCUCCCAGUGCAGCAGUGAUGAGGGCAAUGGAUACCAUGAGGGCCAAUGGGUGUCAGGUGUAUUUUGGCAGGUGGCUGAUAGAAGGGAGCCCGUACGUGGUGCUGUUCGAUAUAGGAUCGGUGGCUUGGAAUCUGGACAAAUGGAAAGGGGAAUUCUGGGAUGCAAGCCACAUUGGAAUCCCUUACCAUGACCGAGAAGCAAAUGACGCACUCAUCUUUGGAUCGUUAACUGCCUGGUUCUUGAAAGAGCUCGCUGAUCAAUUUGAAGAGAAGCCCAAUAUCAUUGCUCACUUCCACGAAUGGCAAGCAGGACCUGGGCUGAUCCUUUGUCGAUCCAGGAAGGUCCCCAUUGCAACAAUCUUCACAACUCAUGCUACACUGUUGGGGAGAUACUUAUGUGCAGCAAGUAUAGACUUCUACAACCACCUGGACCAGUUUGACAUUGAUAAAGAAGCCGGCGAAAGACAGAUCUACCACCGGUACUGCAUGGAACGGGCGUCAGUACAUUGCGCCCAUGUGUUCACCACGGUCUCUCAGAUAACAGCCAUAGAAGCAGAACACAUGCUGAAGAGAGCAGCUGAUGUCGUCACUCCAAACGGCCUCAACAUUAAGAAAUUCUCGGCCAUGCACGAGUUCCAGAAUCUGCACGCCACCUGUAAAGCGAGGAUCCAAGAGUUCAUUCGAGGCCAUUUCUACGGCCAUCUUGAUUUCAACCUUGAAAGGACCUUGUUUUUCUUCAUUGCUGGGAGAUACGAGUUUUCAAACAAAGGAGCUGACAUGUUUCUAGAGGCCUUAUCAAGAUUAAACUUCCUACUGAGGGUCCACAGGAGUGACAUCACAGUGGUUGUGUUCUUCAUCAUGCCAGCUAGUACUAACAAUUUCAACGUGGAAACCCUGAAAGGCCAGGCAGUCCGAAAGCAGCUAUGGGACACUGCACAUUCUGUGAAGGAAAAAUUUGGCAAGAAACUCUAUGAAGCACUAUUAAGAGGAGAAAUCCCCGAUAUGAACAAGAUCAUUGAUCGUGAUGACCUCACCAUAAUAAAACGAGCCAUCUAUUCCACCCAGCGACAGAGUCUCCCACCGGUGACAACCCACAACAUGAUUGAUGACUCCAGCGAUCCCAUCCUCAGCACCAUUAGACGGAUCGGCCUUUUCAACAACCGAACAGACCGGGUUAAGGUGAUCCUGCACCCUGAAUUCCUUUCUUCAACUAGUCCACUAUUACCAAUGGACUAUGAAGAGUUUGUCAGAGGUUGCCAUCUCGGUGUAUUCCCAUCUUACUACGAGCCCUGGGGCUAUACCCCUGCUGAGUGCACCGUCAUGGGAAUUCCCAGCGUGACCACGAACCUCUCAGGAUUUGGCUGCUUCAUGCAGGAGCAUGUGGCAGACCCAGCUGCUUAUGGCAUUUACAUCGUGGACAGGAGAUUCCGCUCUCCAGAUGAGUCCUGUAAUCAGCUGACGCAGUUCCUUUACGGGUUCUGCCAGCAAUCACGUCGACAAAGAAUCGUCCAGAGAAACCGAACGGAGAGGCUCUCAGAUCUGCUGGACUGGAGAUACCUAGGCAGGUUUUAUAUGCAUGCCAGGCAUUUGGCUCUUAGUCGGACAUUUCCUGAAAAAUUCGAGAUGGAACCAAAUGCUCCACCAAAGACUGAAGGAUUUCGGUACCCUCGUCCUUCAUCCGUCCCCCCCUCACCCUCCGUUUCUCAGCACAACAGCCCCCACCAAAGCGACGAGGAGGUUGAAGAUGAGGAUGAAAGAUAUGACGAGGAGGAAGAAGCUGAGAGAGACAGGCAGAACAUAAAGUCUCCAUUUCCCCUCAACGCUUUGCCAGAGGGGAAAAAGAAGCAGCACGGAGAAUACAGGAACUGAUUAAAUAUAUACAUCUGUUUGUGGCUUCGCAUGGGUGACACCAAUUCAGCUGUACAUAUCUCACCUCAAUGGUCCACUUGCAACAACCUGACAUAAUGGGAGUGUGAUCUAAACAUCUGAAAUAUCUUGAAUUCCUUCUACUAUUAUCACCCCUGUUAUAAAUAGUUCUGAUGGUAUUUUCCCUCCCCACCCCCAUUUGGAGGUAGAAGAAGGAAUUUAGAAGAAUAUAGUAAACUUUAGGGCUGCGUGCUGGCUUUCGUAUUUGUGUCCCUAAUGUUUUGUCAUUGGAGAAUGGAGAAAGGGCCAAAUGUCUUUAGACCUGCAAGCUUUCAGGCUUAUAGGAAAAGAAAAACAGUGCUGUUAGAGUCGCUACCUUUUGCAAAAGUCUUGUCACACAGACACAGCCACUGGCCUCCUGCAUGAUUUUGUGGUUUGUUUUUU